AUGUGUUACUAUGUCGGAUACUAUGGAGGCCUGGGCUAUGGCUAUGGUGGCCUAGGCUAUGGCUAUGGCUGUGGCUAUGGCUGUGGCUAUGGUGGCUAUGGUGGCUAUGGUGGCUAUGGUGGCUAUGGUUAUGGCUGCUGCCGCCCACUGUGCUGUAGAAGGUACUGGUCCUAUGGAUUCUUCUGA
Molecule: messenger RNA, 186 nt
Organism: Peromyscus eremicus (cactus mouse)
Lineage: Eukaryota; Metazoa; Chordata; Mammalia; Rodentia; Cricetidae
Product: keratin-associated protein 20-2-like
Exons: 1
Coding region: 1-186 (61 amino acids)
Source: RefSeq, a predicted model, not a curated record